Hyaloscypha bicolor E is the source of this 561-nucleotide messenger RNA. RefSeq lists its product as uncharacterized. Gene Ontology annotation, biological process: protein phosphorylation. The record is from RefSeq and is a predicted model, not a curated record. The transcript has 3 exons. Bases 1 to 561 code for a protein of 186 amino acids. Lineage: Eukaryota; Fungi; Ascomycota; Leotiomycetes; Helotiales; Hyaloscyphaceae. Gene Ontology annotation, molecular function: ATP binding; protein kinase activity.
AUGGAUAUCAUUGAAGGGGUCAAGCUAGAAGAAACAUGGCCGAAGUUAAGCUGGUUCACAACUAUCCGACUCGCUUUUCAGCUGCGUGGGUUUAUUCAUCAGCUCAGAUCGGUGACGUCUCAGUACGCAGGAUCUCUAGUCAGCGGACAAUGCAAAUCCGCUCCGUCAACCAUCACAUCAUUCCUAAGAUUUUGGAUCAAUUUCGUCUCUAUUCGGAAGGCCAAGGCCAAUGCUUCCUCUCCUCCGUUACCAUCCACAGCCUGGAUUCCACCGACUGCCGAGACAUUGGUUCUCACUCAUCAUGACCUCGCUCCUCGAGAUAUCCUACUCAAUCGCCAUAACCAGAUUCGGUUGAUUGACGGCGAUUUUGCUAGGUUUUAUCCAAAAUACUUCAAGCACGCAUCAAUAUAUGAAUUCAACAUCCCAGAAAGCUGGAACUGGUUCGCAUGGCUAAGAUGGCGGGCGUUCUCGUUUAUCCAAACAAAGUUCACACGGUGGAGAGUGGGGCAGCGAUUCGAGAUUAUGCAAAAUGGAGUAAAAUCCGAGCCAUCUGUAGAUUGA